AUGGCCGGACUCAAUUUUGACCUGGAGAAGAACCCCCCAGCGGCGCAGACCGUCAUGGACAACUCCAGCGACGGCGCCGUGCCCGGGGAAAGCUUCGCGUACGGCGACUCGCUGUACGCCAAGAUCCAGCGGCUGGCAGGAAAGCUCAAGAUUGAGCAGCGCGGUAUCGAACGCGUCCCCGCCGCGGAGCAGACGGAUACCUCAUAUACCAACAUUGGGAGUAUGUGGCUGGCGGCCAACAUGGUCGUCAGUUCAUUCGCCAUUGGUGCUCUGGCGCAUCCGAUCUACAACCUCGGGUUUGUGGACGCGAUCUUGACGCUCCUCUUCUUCAACCUGCUUGGUAUUAUGACGGUUUGCUUCUUUUCGUGUUUUGGGCCAUUCGGGUUGCGCCAGAUGGUCUUUUCACGAUUCUGGUUCGGGUGGUAUGUGACAAAGUUCUUUGCCAUCCUCAACGUCCUGGCCUGCAUGGGCUGGUCGGCCGCAAACGCCAUCGUCGGUGGCCAAAUGAUCCACGCUGUAAACAACAACGUCCCCGGCUGGGCCGCAAUCCUGAUCAUCGCAUUUUGCACCCUCCUCGUCACCAUGGCCGGCUACAAAGUGGUCCACCUGUACGAGUACUGGAGCUGGAUUCCGACUUUUAUCGUCUUCCUCAUCGUGCUCGGAACAUUCGCCCACUCCGGCGACUUUCAAAACAUCCCCAUGAAAGCCGGCACCUCUGAAAUGGGCUCCGUCCUCUCCUUUGGCUCGGCCGUCUACGGCUUCGCAACGGGCUGGACCAGCUACGCAGCUGAUUACACGGUGUAUCAACCAGCAAACCGCAGCCGCAUCCGCAUCUUCUUCGCGACCUGGAUCGGGCUCAUCAUCCCCCUCCUCUUCGUCGAGAUGCUCGGCGUCGCCCUCAUGACCGCGACAACCCUCAACGACGGCGUAAACAAGUACCAGACGGGCUACGAGGCAGCCGGAAACGGUGGACUCAUUGGCGCAGUCCUUGAACCCCUCGGCGGCUUUGGCAAAUUCUGCCUCGUCAUCCUCGCCCUCUCCAUCGUCGCAAACAACUGCCCCAACAUCUACUCCGUCGCCCUCACAGUCCAAGUCCUCAGCCGGUACGCACAGCGCAUCCCACGCUUCCUCUGGACAGUCCUCGGCUCGUGCGUCUCCAUCGCAAUCGCCAUCCCGGGGUACUCGCACUUUGAAACCGUUCUCGAAAACUUUAUGAACUUCAUCGCGUACUGGCUCGCCAUCUACUCUGGGAUCUCGCUGACAGACCACUUCGUCUUCAAGCGCGGGUUCGGCGGGUACACUGUGGAGAACUACGACAAGCCCGGCAAACUGCCCGUGGGGAUCUCGGCGGCGCUGGCGUUUGGCUUUGGAGUUGCCGGGAUGAUUACGGGGAUGAGCCAGAGCUGGUUUGUUGGGCCGAUUGCUCAUCAUGCGAGUGGUGGGGAUGUUGGGUUUGAGCUUGCGUUUGCGUUUUCGGCGGUUAGUUAUUUAAUCAUGAGGCCAGUGGAGUUGAGGAAUUUUGGGAGGUGA
Messenger RNA from Aspergillus calidoustus, 1530 nucleotides. Lineage: Eukaryota; Fungi; Ascomycota; Eurotiomycetes; Eurotiales; Aspergillaceae. The record is from the annotation of a GenBank genome assembly.